UCCAGUUCAUCUGCUGACAUAUGUUAAACGAAGUGUGCAAACUGCAAUCAGGCUCCGAGUAACUGUGGCUCUUAUUGGUUACAACUUGUUAUUAUAUAGCCAAUUAAUUAUAGCAACAAUAGCAGUCUGGUUGCAGUUUACAUGAACCCUAUGUUAAGUACAACUUUAUUGAAACAGUAUGCAAUAUGCAGCCAGUGAAAUUUUGUAUUGAUACAUUUUUGAUUUUACGGCAGAUAAUUACGAUGGACAGUAGAAAAAGGAAAGCUGUUAAAUCACGUUGGUGUAAAACUAAAAGAAAGAAACUGAAGCUAGACACAGAAUCUGGGUUUAAAACUGAAGAUGAGGGUAAUAGCCAUCAAAGAGAAGGCUAUAUAGAAGCAGUAAGCGCUCCUUUGAAAAAAAAGAAAUGGGGCACCCCAAAAAAUAAAUCUACGAGCAGAAAAUUAUUUGUAAAAACAAAUAAAAGUUUUGUAUCAAAGUUAUCAAGUCCAAAGCUCAAACGAGUGGCUGAGAAAAUAGCGGGAACAAUUGACAACCUUGUUCAGAAAUUUAGCAAACAGGACUCCUUCAAUGAAUUUGUCACUCUAUUUAGUUUGCUUGAAGACGAUUCCUUCCCUAUGGACAACCUAUCUUUCAGAUUAUUUUUGGAAACAGUAAAAUGGCACAGGAUUUCAGACAAACGAAGAAUGACAUACUAUUCAGAUACUCUAACCUUCUGGAAAAUAGGUUAUCGCCUUUUCAAGGAAAAAUUCGUCCUUUUCCUGGGCGGGGACAAGUCAAAUGGGUUUGCCGCUCCAACUAUGAAAAUAAUCAGAGAUUUCAAUACUGUUAAAUUCCCCAAAAGUAUUCCGUGUGGGAUAAUAGAACAAACUCUAGAGAAUUUUGAGAAUUCUGAAGGAUCACAUAUACUAAGCUUCGAUGGGAAAAAGUUAGCCCAAGGUCUUAACAAAAAAGGUGGCGAGGUCGAUCUAUUUGGACACGAGGAAGGAGAAACUGCAGCUAAUGCUAAAGCCUGUGCUGAUGAUGAAACAGCUAGGAUUCAAAAGUUAAUUGUAAGUAU
Molecule: messenger RNA, 1060 nt
Organism: Owenia fusiformis
Lineage: Eukaryota; Metazoa; Annelida; Polychaeta; Sabellida; Oweniidae
Source: the annotation of a GenBank genome assembly